UGCCCCGAUAAAAAUGUCAUACAAUUUUGACACACAGUAACAAAAACAAGUGGCAAAUAAACAACAAAUGUUUUAAACUCAAUUGGAUACAGGAUUUAAUAUUCUGAUGAGUUCUCGUAACAUAGCUGACGUAGAUAUGAGAAAACCAAUUAAAACUGAAUUCUCGUCCUACAAUGAGCACUGUGACUUUUGCGUUCUUAGCUUUCAAACGAGACAGGAACUGAAGGCCCAUGUAUUAACACAUUUCAAAAGGAAGAUAUGUCUGGAAACGCAGAAAACAUUGCUAUUAAUCGUCGACGAUUGGUUUGAGCUUCAUGUCAAUCAUGAUUGUGGUGUGGACGAUCAGCAACCGCAACCUGAAAGUAUACGCUGCACCGUACACAUAACUGAAUCAUUGAUAAAAACAGAAAAUUCCGACGAGAACGAUUUGGGUAUCGAUGCUGUGGAGGAUGAGACAAGUACAAUAGAAACAAAAAUGGAAAGCGAAAGUGAAACCGAAAAAAAUUUUGAUGGAAAUUUGACGGAGAGCUCGUCUGCGUCCAGCGAUAAGGUGAUACAAAACGUAAAAUCCAGAACAAGCCGAGCAAAGUCUAAAAAAACGAAACAGAAGAACAUCGAAAUGAAACAAGUGCCAACGUCCAUAACGAAGAAGACUAAAGCUAUUAAUCGAAAGUUAGCGACAAUUAAACCCGCUCAAUCAAAAUCAAAACGGGUAAAAUGCAGAAUCUGCAAACAAAAAAUUACAAAAGAAGAACUAAUACCUCACCUUCAGUCGCGUCAUGUACCAAAAAUAGAUCCAAUUCCUACAUGUGAGACCUGUGGGAAAACCUUUUCAACACCCGGCAAUCUUCGGUCUCACCAAUACCUUCACGCUGAAAGAGGUCGUUACAUCUGCAGUUAUUGCGGCAAAGAGUUCUUCCGAAACGCAAAUUUAAAGGAACAUAUCAAUCUGCACACGGGAGCACGACCAUUUCAAUGCAAAGUUUGUAAAAAGACAUUUCACCGUGAAACUCUAUUACGGAAUCACACUCGGAUUCAUACUGGUGAAAAGAAAUAUCGCUGUAACUAUGAGAAUUGUGAGCGAGCCUACAUGUUUGACAUCGACCUGAAACGGCACAAAUUCAGCGCACAUGGCAUUUACUCGAAAAAGCAUCCUUGCUUCAUUUGUUCAAAAAUAUUUUCAGAAAAUAAAUUGCUGAAAAAGCAUAUGGAAACACACUGAA
Molecule: messenger RNA, 1223 nt
Organism: Bradysia coprophila
Lineage: Eukaryota; Metazoa; Arthropoda; Insecta; Diptera; Sciaridae
Biological process (GO): regulation of DNA-templated transcription
Molecular function (GO): RNA polymerase II cis-regulatory region sequence-specific DNA binding; DNA-binding transcription factor activity, RNA polymerase II-specific
Source: RefSeq, a predicted model, not a curated record